CCCUGGUGGAGCGGGGAACAACGUGUGGGAUGCGCGGAGCCCUGCGGCUGGUGCGGUUCCGGGGAGCCGCGGGCGGGGGGCCCCGGCUCGGCCUGGAGGAGGCGCCCGGGGGGGACCUGGUGGACCUGAGCGCGGCCGAGCCGGCGCUGCCGCAGUCCAUGCGGGAAUUCCUGGAGCUCGGCCCGCGGGGGCUGGAGCUCGCCCACAGGGCGCUGGAGUCGGGGCAGCACCGGGUGCCCCGUGGGGCCACGCGGCUGCUGGCGCCCGUGGGGGACCCCGAGAAGCUGAUCUGUGUGGGGCUCAACUACCGUGACCACUGCCAGGAGCAGGGCCUGAAGGUGCCCAAGGAGCCCAUCAUCUUCAGCAAGUUCCCCAGUGCCAUCACCGGGCCCUUCGAUGACAUCGUGCUCCCCCAGGACAGCACUGUGG
Empidonax traillii (willow flycatcher) is the source of this 429-nucleotide messenger RNA. Its product is annotated as fumarylacetoacetate hydrolase domain-containing protein 2-like. The transcript has 3 exons. The record is from RefSeq and is a predicted model, not a curated record. The annotation marks the transcript as partial. Gene Ontology annotation, molecular function: hydro-lyase activity. Lineage: Eukaryota; Metazoa; Chordata; Aves; Passeriformes; Tyrannidae.